CAGUUCGUACAUACGCAAUUCUUUAACAGGCAUUGCGAGGUAGAAGGGUACCAGCUGCCAUUUCCCACAGGCACUAAUUGCAUCUGCCACUGCCAAGAACAAAACAUUCCAGAUGAUCCCUAUAAAAGAGAAUGAUGCUAGAGGUGGUUCCUCCUUCAGUUAGAAAAUUUUGGAAGGAAUGGGAGCUCGUAGGGGCAGCUGUGCUCAGCCUUACACUCCAAAUAGUUCUCAUUAUGACGGGCAACCGCAGGAAGUACAUUCGUGGAACUUUGUUUAGAGUUAUUGUUUGGUGUGCCUAUAUGAUGGCUGACUCUGUGGUGACCAUGGCCCUCGGUAUACUAUCAAAUGACCUCGGGGAGAUAUAUGAUGAAAAAGAUCACAUUAAUAUGGGUACUGAUGCUUUGAUAUAUGAUGAUAGAGGUCAUAUGAAUGUGGGUACUAAAGCUUAUAUUAAUGUGGGUACUGAGCUCAAAGCAUUCUGGGCACCUUUUUUCCUGCUGCAUUUAGGUGGUCCUGAUACAAUCACUGCCUACUCCUUAGAAGAUAAUGAGUUGUUCCUUAGGCACCUUUCCGGACUAAUAGUCCAGACAAUUACUGCGCUUUACAUCUUCUUGGUUGCAUGGACAAGUUCUCAUAUUUCUCAUCUAUCCAUUGUAGUGAUAGUGGUAGGCAGCAUCAAGUAUGGAGAGAGAACAUUGAGCCUUUGGAAAGCAAGUAGGAACAAACUCCAAAAUACUAUCAUCACUGAUCCAGAUCCUGGCCCAAACUAUUCAAAGUUUAUGGAAGAAUAUAGCUUGAGAGAUGAGGAGGGGUUCUCUGUGGAAAUAAUAGAAAUGAAGGAGGGUCAGGGUAACUUGGAUGUAACUGUGCCUAAAACAACAACUGAAAAUGAACAUUAUAUGGUCCAAGCUCAUGCCUUAUUUCAGACAUUCAAGAAUUUGUUUGCAGAUCUAAUCCUUAGUUUUCAUGAUCGAGAGAGAAGCCAAGCUUUGUUCAAGAAAAUGUCUGAUGAAAAUGCUUUCAAAGUGAUCGAGACUGAACUAGGAUUCAUGUAUGAUCUGCUGUAUACAAAGGCACCAGUCAUUUAUACUCCCUACGGUUUUGCUCGACGCUUCAUCACUUUCUCCUUCACCUGCUAUGCUUUUCUGUCUUUUAUCCUCGAUGACAAACUGAGGCAAAAAAGGAAAACGACUGAUUAUGUGGUCACUAGACUUUUGCUUGUUGGGGCUAUCUGCCUAGAGAUAUAUGCAGCUCUCGUAGUCCUUGUCUCAGAUGAAACCAGAACUUGGUUGAUUAAGCAUAGGAAGACUAGGAUUGCAGAAUCAUUAAUCAGCUCUUUUAAAGAAUGGUUCAAGUGGUUUAAGGUGGAGAGGUGGUCAAAUUCCAUGGCACAAUACAGUCUACUAUGGCUCAGCCUCAAGGAAAAAUGUAGCAUUAGGAUAAUUGAAGAAUUACGUUACAAAGAAUUCGAAGACUUCAAUAAAGACUAUAGACAGCUGAUCUUUAAACAUGUCGAAGAAAAGUUUGAGGAGUUCGAGAAACAAAGAGCACAACCAGAGGUAAGAAGCACGAGCACACUUGAAACAGCUAUUAAGGAGUUCUGCAGCCAAAGGGGUAAAGGCAUACUUGAGAAAUACCAGAAGCAGAAAAGUGAGGUUAAGAUUGAAUGGAGUAUCCUUGAAUGGAGUAUAAGUGUUGAAUUUGACCAAAGCAUCCUUAUCUGGCACAUGGCUACAGAAAUCUGCUACUACUCAAAGGAUGAGAUAGCAAACCUUUCUGAUGAAGCCAAAAAAUGUAGAGAAUUCAGCCUGCACAUGUCAAGAUACAUGUUGUAUCUCUUAGUCAUUUCUCCCUUCAUGUUGCCUGCAGGGAUUGGGUUUAUCAGGUUUCGAGACACUCGUGCUGAGGCCAUGGAAUUUUUCGAGGAGCAAAGGCCUACCAGCAGGGGUGAAGGCACUGUACCUGCCCUCCUUAAACUUUCGAGGAAAAUAUGUUCAUGUCGCAGUUCCAGCAUUGUAGAAGUUGAACAAAGAAGAAAAGAGGCUUGCAUGAUGUUGCUUGAAGUGAGAACAGAUGUUCCACCCAUGAAAGUCAAAGGCGAUAGAAGCAAAUCCGUGUUGUUCGAUGCUUGCAGGCUGGCAUCAACGCUGAAUGCUAUAUCUGAUUCUUAUCUUAAAUGGAAUCUACUGAAAGAUAUGUGGUUGGAGCUGCUAGCUUAUGCCGCUUGUCAUUGCAGGGGGAAUGAUCAUGCUCGGCAGCUGGGACAAGGCGGGGAACUGCUGACUCAUGUGUGGAUUCUUAUGGCUCAUUUUGGCCUCACUGAGCAGUUCCAGAUAUCUCAAGGCCAUGCAAGAGCUAGGCUGGUUACCAAAUAGUACCAGAGACAUGCAUGCUGUUCUAAUUUGGAAAUGAGAGAUCAUGAGUUAAAAAGUACCUAAAUUCAAGUGUUGUUAAUUUUACUCAAUUACGCUAGACUGAAAAACUUUCGUUCGAAAACUUACCCCUUUGCUUUUAUUCUUAAAUUUCAUAAUAGCUUGGAAGGAGGUUCCCCUCCUACAUCUUAAAGGAAAUUUCGAGGUGAUAGAAAGACUACAUAACACUAAUAAUCCUGGUCCGUAGCA
This is a messenger RNA of Rubroshorea leprosula, 2621 nucleotides long. NCBI's taxonomy places the organism in Eukaryota, Viridiplantae, Streptophyta, Magnoliopsida, Malvales, Dipterocarpaceae. The record is from the annotation of a GenBank genome assembly.